This is a messenger RNA of Prosopis cineraria, 1781 nucleotides long. RefSeq names its product transcription factor bHLH144-like. The record is from RefSeq and is a predicted model, not a curated record. The coding region runs from base 765 to 1466 and encodes 233 amino acids. Lineage: Eukaryota; Viridiplantae; Streptophyta; Magnoliopsida; Fabales; Fabaceae. Gene Ontology annotation, molecular function: protein dimerization activity. The transcript has 4 exons.
UUAUUUGCAUCGGCAUGAACUUCUCUCUCACUCUGUGUUGCUUUCCUUUCUCUCUCUAGAGCGUCUUCUUUCAGUAAAAAAUCUUGUGGAAUUUAAGUGUAUCUGAUCUUUCCUUAGCUUGGGUUUCUGCCUGAUCUUCCUCACCAUCAGAAAGUUUGUGAGAAAGGCUUGGUUUUUAUUCUGAUAUUCUGAUUGGGUCAAAGAUGCCGUGGACAUCCUUAUUUGUGGAUUACAAUAGGAACUGCGUUAGCUUGGUGGUAUUCUUUCACGUGAUUCAGUAAUUUAAUUAAUUCAGGCAAAGUCUCAUUAGAUCUUCUUAGCGUUUUUUUCUUUAUUAAAAUUGUGGGGGAGGAUUGAGAAUGUUCGUUGCAAUAACAACAAAGAGAAUCCAAGCUGUGACAGAAGUUGGGCAGAUUAAAAUGAAUGUUGGAUUCGCUGCACACUACCAACUAACGCAAGUUUGCCAGGCUGAGUAUUUCCGUCAGUUGCUAAAACCUAUUACGUAGUCUAGAAUCAAGUGACGUUGGUUUAGGGAGUAUUUUCCUUGUGUUGGCGUCAUCUACUGGAAGGCUGCAGAAGAGAUAAUUAGUGUUGAUUGGAGGAAGCAGCCAUCUUUUGUUAAAAUGCAUUCAGCUUAGUGCCUACUUUCUUCCUUUCCUUCCGUUAGGAACUUCCGUCAGCUUUAAGAGAGAAUAAUUGCCAGUUGCAAAGGCCAAGACAGAAUCACUUGCUGGGAGCUUACUGAUCAGGAACUGAACUUUGCCAUGCAGAAUCACGAGUAUAUUUACCCUGAGAAGUUCGUUCUCCCUUUGGUGCAUGAAGCAGUUGACACUUAUUUGCAUAGUCCUCUUGAUGCAGUUUUACCUUCCGGUGCUAGGCAGAUAACUCCCUUUGAAAGAGUUGAACUGCAACCCUCUGAGGUUUGCCCAAAGAAUUUCAUUAUCUUUGAUCAGACUGAUAACCGGAGCAGAAUUUUGUUCCAUCCUGCAAUGGCCAACAAAUUUAGUGGCCCUGGCUUGAAUGUUCAUGCUACCUAUAAUCGAGACUCUGAGAAAAACGAAGUUAAUCCUGUGGAAGGAGAGUUAUCAUCUCCUUUUGAAGAGGAUUCUGAGGACAUCAAUGCAUUGUUGAGCUUGGAUGGAGAAGAGCUAGAUGACCGUGAUGAGGAAGAAGUCAGCACAGCAAGGACUAACGAAAAUUAUGAAAGUAUUUGUGACACUUGCUCCAGUUAUGGCUCAAAAUCAAAGAAGAGAUCAUCAUCAUCUGUUCAAAAGUCGUCUAGGACCCAUGGUCACUGCAGCAACCCUGAAAUUAAGCACUGGGAAAUGAAGAGAAUGAUCAGGGUACUGAGAGGGAUUGUGCCUGGAGGCGGUGAGCAAAUGGAUUCUGUCACUGUUUUAGAUGAAGCUGUGAGAUACCUUAAGUCUCUCAAGGUGGAGGCUGAGAAACUUGGAGUUGCACCUUAAAAAUCUUGGUUGGAAACUUCGACUGUAUUCCUGUGGCAAUAAUCGAAAUUUAUCUGUCACCCUCUAUGAAUAGCACUCCUUCCAGUCUCCUUUCUUUCUUGUUCCCUGCUCAUGGGAAGAAAUCUUGGAAAGCAAUAAAUGACAGUUGGCAUUUUACAUAUUCAGGUCAUGUAAGACAAGAAAGUACAUUCAUGAUUGUACUCUUAGUUGCUGUUUGGCAUUGACUCUGUUGUUUUGCUACUGUUUUGUGUUGAGAUUGAGGAAUGACUGUAGUUCUUACCUCCUCUAAAAUUAUGGUAUAAUUGUUAUUAUCAA